AAAAAUACGGAUAAUUGGGAAAUAUUCUUUCAUCUCAAUAUUUCUCUUCAUCUCAAAUCGGAGUCUAUCAUGAGAAGCUGAGAAAGUAGUGUCUCUCAGAAGCUCAAAGCUUCUCAUCAAUAAUCCUCCAUGGCUAAGACACUCAUCUCCUCUCCCUCCUUCAUCGGAACUCCACUCCCCUCCCUCCACCGCCACCGCUUCCUCCACCGCCCUGCCAGACUCAAAGUCAACUUCAGCCUCCACCAGAUUCCACCAAUCCACUCCCUCACCCACUCUUUCCACUUCGAUGAAGUCGUCGCCAGAGCCGAAGGCCUUCUCUACACGCUCGCCGACGCUGCUGUCGCCACCGCCGACUCUGCUGCCACCGCCACCGGGACUUCCACCGAUGCCGCCGCCGACACCGUGCAGAAGAACGGAGGCUGGUUCGGAUUCAUCUCCGAAGCCAUGGAGUUUGUUCUCAAGGUGUUAAAGGAUGGUCUUUCUGCUGUGCAUGUACCUUAUGCAUAUGGAUUUGCUAUCAUAUUGCUCACAGUUGUGGUUAAGGCUGCUACACUUCCCUUGACAAAGCAACAGGUUGAAUCAACACUCGCUAUGCAAAAUCUUCAACCAAAAAUUAAGGCCAUUCAAGAAAGAUAUGCCGGCAAUCAGGAAAGAAUACAACUUGAGACAUCAAGGCUAUAUAGGCAGGCUGGGGUUAACCCAUUGGCAGGUUGUUUACCAACAUUGGCUACAAUUCCAGUAUGGAUUGGUCUUUACCAAGCUUUAUCAAAUGUUGCAAAUGAGGGAUUGUUAACAGAAGGUUUCUUUUGGAUCCCAUCUCUUGGAGGUCCUACUACCAUAGCUGCUAGACAAAGUGGAGCUGGAAUUUCUUGGCUUUUCCCUUUUGUGGAUGGUCAUCCACCAUUGGGUUGGCACGAUACUGCAGCAUAUCUUGUUUUACCUAUUCUUCUUGUUGUUUCUCAAUACGUCUCCAUGGAAGUCAUGAAGCCACCUCAGACGAAUGAUCCUACCCAAAAGAAUACACUUCUUAUUUUCAAGUUUCUUCCACUCAUGAUUGGUUACUUCUCUCUCUCUGUUCCAUCCGGGCUAACAAUUUACUGGUUUACAAACAAUGUCCUGAGCACAGCUCAACAAGUAUGGUUGCGCAAAUUAGGAGGUGCAAAACCUGUUGUAGAUGAAAAUGCUGGUGGAAUUAUCACAGCAGGACGUGCUAAAAGAUCAGCUUCCCAGCCAGCUAAAGCUGGUGAAAGAUUUAGGCAGCUAAAAGAAGAGGACAAAAAGAAAAAGUCAAGCAAGGCACUACCAGUGGAAGAAGUUCAACCUUUGGCAUCUACUACUGAUUCUGAUGAUGGCUCAGAUGAAGAGAGUAACAAGGGUUCAGAAGCUGCACAAGAAGAAGCAUAUGCUUCUACACUUGGCAAAGAUUCUAGGGAAAGAAGAAGCAAGCGCUCGAAACGGAAGCGGGCUGUAUAAAAGGACCACAUAAGGUUGUUUGUAGCUUAUAGUUAGUCUUGUAUAUUCAAUAGAUUGCAUUGCACCAUUUUUGGAUUGGCCAUUCAAUUGAAUAUGUAAUUUUAAUCCUGCAAAAUAUCUGUUUUGUUUAAGUGAUGUUUCACAUUUUAGCUAACGCAAAUGUAGCUAGCCUUUUGAGAAUUUGAA
Molecule: messenger RNA, 1659 nt
Organism: Arachis stenosperma
Lineage: Eukaryota; Viridiplantae; Streptophyta; Magnoliopsida; Fabales; Fabaceae
Product: inner membrane protein PPF-1, chloroplastic
Exons: 11
Coding region: 130-1473 (447 amino acids)
Biological process (GO): thylakoid membrane organization; protein localization to chloroplast; protein insertion into membrane
Cellular component (GO): chloroplast thylakoid membrane
Molecular function (GO): membrane insertase activity
Source: RefSeq, a predicted model, not a curated record